AUGAGCCACGUGAACACCUGCCAGCAGCUGCAGGGCUCCGCCAUGGAAGAGUCUCGGGAAAUUCGGAAGAGUGAAGUCGGGCCUGUGGGUCUCCACAGGUACCUGAGGUCUGUUUUUUACUUUGAGGGCAAGAGGCGGCUCCCACGUAUCCCCCGCCUCCUGGGGUCCCUACUUAUCUGCCUGUAUUCAUUGAGCAAGGAGGACAGUCUGCCCUCGCAGUCCGAGCCCAAGUCCCAGCCCUCCCCCAGCGCCGGCCCCUCUCUUGGAUCGGGGAUCGGGAAGCGAGCCCCGGCCCCGGCCCCGGCCCCGGAACCUCGAGCUCAGCUUCUGCUGGUCUGGACGGCCCUGUCGUGCACGGCGGGUGUCCAGGGUCUCUGGGACGCCCUGGAGCCGGCGCGCUCUGGACGGACGCACAGACGAGGCAGCCCAGGCAUCUUGCAGGGGCCGAACGUGUGUGGCUCCCGCUUCCACGCUUACUGCUGCCCCGGCUGGAGGACGCUGCCCGGGGGGCGCCAGUGUGUUGUGCCUGUCUGCCGGCAUGACUGCCACGAGGGCUUCUGUUCCCGCCCCAACCUGUGCACCUGCGCGGGCAGGGAGCGGGCGCCCAGCUGCGAGGCAAGUGGAGGGCCGGGGUGCAGUGUGAGCUGCAUGAACGGGGGCAGCUGCCGAGGGGCGUCCUGCCUGUGCCCCAGAGGCUACACCGGCACCGUGUGUGGGCAGCCUGUGUGCGACCACACCUGCCACCACGGGGGCCGCUGCAUAGGGCCAAACCGCUGCGCCUGUGUGUAUGGCUUCACGGGGCCUCAGUGUGAGAGAGACUACCGGCUAGGGCCCUGCUUCGGCCAGGUUGGCACUGAGGGGCGCUAGCGCCAGCUGACGGGCCUCUUCUGCACCAAGGCACUCUGCUGUGCCACCGUGGGCCGCGCGUGGGGCCUCCCCUGUGAGCUCUGCCCUGCACAGCCACACCCCUGCCGCCGUGGCUUCGUCCCCAAUGUCCACACGGGGGCCUGCCAAGAUGUGGACGAGUGCCAGGCUGUGCCAGGGCUGUGCCAGGGUGGUAGCUGUGCCAACACUGUGGGCUCCUUUGAGUGCCGCUGCCUGGCUGGACACCGCUUCAGUGAGAACAGUGCGAGCUGUGAAGACCACCGGCCCGGCGCCUGCUUCUCCGUGCUGAUUGGCGGCCUCUGCGCCGGCCUGGCCGGUCCCCACUCGCGCAGGCUGUGCUGCUGCCGCGGGGGCAGGUGCUGGGCGGCCGGCCCCGCUCCUGAGCCGUGUCCUCCCCGGGCUUCUGGUGAGCGGCCUGGGCUCCGGCGGCUGUGUGCCCGGGAGCCCCCAGUGCGGCUCUCCUACCCCGGCCCCUCCGCCGGCCUCCCCGGCAACGGCGUGGGCCCUGGCCUGGGGCCGGCGCCACCCAGCCCCCGCGACGCCGGCGGGCGUGGGGGUCCCAGCUCGGGCCUCGGGGACGCUGGCAUCGGCACAGCCGCCCUGAACCCCACCAUCGACACCUGCCGGCUCUUCCCCAGCCUGUGUCUCAAUGGCCGCUGCCUGCCCACCCCGUCCAGCUACCGCUGCGAGUGUAACCCCGGCAACACCCGGGACGCCCGGGGCCAGUGCAUCGUCGUGGACGAGUGCUCCGGGAGCCAUGGCCGCGGCCGCCGCGUCAACACGGAGGGCGGCUCCCGCUGUGUCUGCAGCGCGGGUUUCCGGCUCCGUCCUGACGGCCGGAGCUACAUCAGCGAGUGUGCCCUGGACCACAUCUGUGCUAACGGCUCCUGCGAGGACCUGCGGGGGGCUACCGCUGCAUCGCGGCCUGGGCUAUGUGGCGGGCGCUGCCGGCAGUUCACGCGUGCAGACCCUGGCCCGCUCACACCCUGCGUCAGUCUCCCAGUCCGCGCUCGGAGCGUGCACGCCGCACCACAGCCUCCGCUCACGCUCGGUGCACGCACUCAGACGUGCGUGUCCACGCUCACGCAGCGUGUGGACAUCGACGAGUGCCUGUCUCAGCCAUGUGUGAACGGGGUGUGCCGGAACCUGGCGGGCCCCUUCGCCUGCAAGUGUGCCCCUGGCAGCCUGCUGGAGCCCUCGGGUACUGUGUGCCAAGACAGCGCUAAGGGCGCCUGCUGGCUGCAGGUUCAGGACGGCCGCUGUGAGGCGAGCCUGCGGGGGACCUCCCUGCGGGCCGAGUGCUGCGCCACGCUGGGGGCUGCCGGGGGGAGCCCCUGCGAGCCCUGCGAGAUAGACCCUGCCUGCGCCCGGGGCUUUGCCCAAACACAGGGGCUCGCGUGUGAAGAUGUGGAUGAGUGUGAGGUCUUCCCCGGGGUCUGCCCCAAUGGCCGCUGCCUCAACACCCCCGGCUCCUUCUGCGAGUGUCCCCAGGGCUUCGCGCUGGACGCCACCGGCCGGCUGUGUGUGGCCGGACUCCGCUCCUUGGGCCGUCGAAGCCGCAGGCCUCGGGCUCGCUUGGCUUCAGCAGGGGUGGGCGGGGGGGCUGCAGGGGAGCAGCCUCCCGUCGGCCUCUCACCCGGGCGCUUGCCCCGCGCCCAGAUGUGGACGAGUGUGCCCAGGAGGCUGCUGUGUCGCAGAGGCACCUGCACCAACACGGAGGGCAGCUACACCUGUCGGUGCCCCGGGGGGACACUGCCGGCGGUGGGCACGGCCUGUGAGGACGUGGACGAGUGUGCCCCCAGCGAGGGCCUGCGUCCCCACGGCCGGUGCAUCAACCCCGGCGCCUUCCGGUGCGCCUGCCCCGCCGGCUUCCAGAGCGCCCCGGACGGCCGGGUGUGCUUGCCUUGCACCAACCUGCUGGCCAGUCACCGCUGCCGGUGCUUGGGUUUCGUGGCCGCCCCAGACAUGAGGGCGUGUGUUGACGUGAAUGAGUGUGACCUGACCCCCAUCUGCGGCCACGGAGCCUGCGAGAACACGAAGGGCUCCUUUGUCUGCCACUGUCCACGGGGCUACACGGCCAGGGAGGCGGCCGCGGGCUGCUCGGACGCCGACGAGUGCGCGGACCCCGUGACCUGCAUCGGCGGCCUGUGCGUCAACACUCCGGGCAGCUACCUCUGCAGCUGCCCCCCGGAGUUCAAGCUGUACCCCAGUGGGGUGGGCUGCGUGGACACCCCGGUCGGGAGCUGCUUCCUGGACACGCAUGGCCGGGGGGACGGUGGUGUCUCCUGCGGUGCUGAGAUCGGGGCUGGCGUCACCCGAGCCUCCUGCUGUUGCUCCCUGGGCCGCGCCUGGGGCAGCCCCUGUGAGCUGUGCCCGCUGGCCAACACCAGUGAGUCCGGGGCGGGCGUGGCCUCCUCCCCUCCUGCAGACAUCGACGAGUGCCAGGACCUCCCGGGGCUGUGCCAGGGGGGAGACUGUGCCAACACCUUCGGCAGCUUCCGGUGCGAGUGCCCGUCUGGCCACCACCUCAGCGGAAACACCCGUGUCUGUGCAGACAUGGACGAAUGCUCUGCCCAGCCGGGCGUCUGUGGCCCUGGCACCUGCCUCAACACGCCUGGGAGCUACACCUGUGUCUGCCCCUCGGAGCACCUGCCCGGCUAUGGUGGCAGCAGCUGCCUGGACAUGCGAAGGGGCAUCUGUUUCCAGCACUACAACGGCACGUGUCGGGACGAGCUGGGCGUCAGCGUGACCCGCAGGACGUGCUGCUGCGCCUACCUCGUGGGCCAAGCCUGGGACAGACCCUGCGAGGCCUGCCCCGCCCCGGCCAGCAGGGACUACCAGAUCCUGUGCGGAGACCAGGUCCCAGGCUUCGUCACUGACACCCACACGGGGAGGCUGCUUGACGUGGACGAGUGCGGGGCGAUCCCCACCCUCUGUGGCCGCGGCGUCUGCGUCAACCAGAUCGGGAGCUUCGGCUGCGAGUGCCCCCGCGGCUUCCGCCCCAGCAGCGACAUAGAUGAGUGCGCCACCCUGGCAGGGCAGGUGUGCCGAUUUGCCCAGUGUCUCAACACAGCUGGUUCCUUCCACUGCCUCUGCCGGCCUGGCUUUGAGCUCACAGCUGAUGGGAGGAACUGCACAGACACCAACGAGUGUCUCAGCCUCACGGGAACAUGCUGGCCAGGCACUUGCCAGAACCUCGAAGGCUCCUUCCACUGCAUCUGUCCCCCCGGCUUCCAGGUGCAGAGUGACCACUGCGUGGAUGUUGACGAGUGCUUGCAGGAGCCCAAACUCUGCCUCUUCGGCACCUGUACCAACAGCCCUGGGAGCUUCCAGUGCCUCUGCCCAGCUGGCUUCAUCCUUUCUGACCAUGGGCGCCGUUGCGUCAACACCCGGCAGAGUUUCUGCUUCACCCAUUUCGAGGCUGGCGAGUGUGUGGUGCCCACAGCGUCCAACACCACCAAGACCCAGUGCUGUUGCAGCACGAGGCCUGGCCAGGGCUGGAACGACCCCUGUGAGCUGUGUCCUCCAGAGGGCAGUGCUGCCUUCCAGGAGCUCUGCCCCUUCGGCCGCGGGGCAGUCCCAGGCCUGGAUGACUCCUGGAAAGAUGUGAACGAGUGUGAGGAAAAACCUGGCGUCUGCAACAACGGCCUUUGUGUCAACACGGACGGCUCCUUCCGCUGUGAAUGUCCCUUUGGCUACAGCCUGGACCUCGCAGGCAGCAGCUGUGUGGUGGGCACCUUCGCCUGCAUCUGCCCCCCGGGCCUGAGGCCCCCCGGCUCCGGGGAGGGCUGCGUAGAUGACGACGAGUGCCUGGCCCAGCCCGGCCUCUGCGCCAGCGGCCGCUGCGUCAACACGGUGGGCAGCUUCUGGUGCAGCUGUGACGAGGGCUUCCGGCCCAGCCCCGCCCUCACCGAGUGCCUCGGUUUCGCCACGUUGCCCGGCAUCCGGCUGAGGGUCAGCGAGCUCCGCGGCCUGAAGCUGAGCUGCAGCCAGACCCCCAGGCCGUGCGCCUUCCUGUGCAGGAACACGGAGGGCGGUGUCCUGUGCGCCUGCCCCCGAGGCUACCUGCUGGAGGACCUGCAGAGCGCUGGCCGCCUUGCCGCAGACCUGGACGAGUGCGCCGCCCGGCGGCACAGCUGCCAGUUCCUCUGCGUCAACACCGUGGGCGCCUUCACCUGCCGCUGCCCCCCGGGCUUCACCCAGCGCCACCAGGCCUGCUUCGACAAUGACGAGUGCCUGGCCCGGCCCGGCCCGGCCCGUGUGGCGCCCACGGGCGCUGCCUCAACAGCCCGGGCAGCUUCAGAUGCGAGUGCCCCCGAGGCUUCGCACUGUGUCUCUGGCCUGGGCUUGAGCACCGGCCCUCAGCACACCCCAGAGGAGGAGCAGCUCUCUCCAGAAGCCUGCUACGAGUGCAAGGUCAACAGCCUCGCCGGUCAGGCCCGGGCUCGGCGCAGUGCACACAGGGACCACCAGGUGAACCUAGCCGGCAUCGACGCGGACGCCGUCCUGACCUUGGGCCUGAACCUGUCGCGCCUGGGCCAGGCAGAGCACAUCCUGGAGCUGCGGCCUUCCCUGGGGGCCGCCGAGGGUCGCGUUCGCUACGUUGGCCGCGGCAAUGAGCAAGGUUUCUUCCGCGUGCGGCACCUCCUCGGCCUCAGCUCCCUGCAGUUGGGGCGUCGGAGACCCCGACCUGGAACUUACCAUCUGGAGGUGGCGAGCGUGGUAGAGUCCUGGAACCCCAAAACCCAGGCAGAAGGGCAGACCGGGCCAGGAGUCCGGUCCCUGCAACUGAAGCUGCGGCUGCGGCUGCAGUAGGGGGAGGAGCCGGCCUCAGGCCCGCCCACACCCCGGGGCUCUGCGAGGGGUGCCCCUGAUCUCCCCGUGGGGAUGUGGGGAGAAUGAUGACACUCCCCACUAUGUGGCCUGAGUAGUGCACACCACGGUGACAGGCCCUAGCCUCAGCAGGCCCCCACCUGUCCUCUUCCCCAGAGGUGCUGGGAUAGACGGCCCCCCAAAACUCAUGAAAUGCUACACAGUGACCCCGGACAGGCCUACCCUCUACCUGGGGGCCUCAGGACACGGGCUUUCCUGGAGCUGAAGCUUCAGUGUGCACCCGCCACCCCCCAGCAACCAGGGGCGAGGAGAACCCCGUUUCACUGUGUCUGGUCAGGCUCGGGCUCAAACUUACACAACCCCAGCGGGCGUUUAGGACGGGGACCAGCUAGCUGGGGAGGGGCUCAUCUCAGAGCAGAGGGGCCUUAGCCAGAGUUGGUGACUCCGGCCGGCCAUGCGCAUGCUCACAGAAGCUGGGCUAGGGUUCCAAGGAUGCUUUUAUAUCAGAA
Molecule: messenger RNA, 6227 nt
Organism: Condylura cristata (star-nosed mole)
Lineage: Eukaryota; Metazoa; Chordata; Mammalia; Eulipotyphla; Talpidae
Gene: FBN3
Product: fibrillin 3
Molecular function (GO): calcium ion binding
Source: RefSeq, a predicted model, not a curated record